UGACCGUCUUAGAGUCGAGCACCUGCAGCAAACGAUGUUUACAAACGUGUGUGCAUAAUUCACUAGCAAUAAGUAGGCAUAUUACCGGCGUCUAUGGCUGACGAUUCAGAUUUCGUUGGACAUUUGGUUAAGUUCAACUCACUGUCAUCCGGAAGGGAUAAACUUGCAAGAUUAGUCCAGUAUGCCAGCAAAUUUGCAUGGUGGCACCUACAGAAAGGACACUUUGACCCAAACAUCAUCAACAAAUUUAAAAAUGUGGACAAUGCCCUCAGCACUACAAGAAAAGUCCUACGUUUGGGAAAGAGCAUUGACUUUCUCCACUCAGCCCUACGAAGCAUCCACAUCUCCGACACAGUCCUUCGUUUAACAAUUACACUAUCCAAGAUCAACCAAGCUUGCUAUCUUCUCUUUGACCACAUCAUAUGGGCAGGCCGAAUUGGCAUAGCCAAAGUCGACAGUGCCAAAUGGAAGGAUUUGUCGGCCCGUUUCUGGCUUGUUACCAUAAUUCUCAACCUCAUACGGGAUGUGUAUGGAAUGUGGACGGUUAUUAUCGAAGAACUAAGGUUACGCAACAAGAGGGCUUCCAAGUCUACCUAUGGAAAUGGUGAUGCUAACCACAAAUACAAAACACGCAGAAUCCCAAACGAUACAGAGGUUGUGCUGUCAUGUUUCCAAGAAAGUGUUCCAUUGAUUCUGGACUUUAUUCGUAAUAUGAGUGAUCUUGUCCUUCCGCUGGCUGCUUUGAAGCGGAUCAAUGCUUCAGCUGGGGUGCAAGGGGCCGUGGGUGUCGUGUCAUCGGUUAUUGGAAUCAUCACCACAUGGAAUCCAGACUUGCGAUUGGUUCCUUCCUGACAUUUGGUUUUUAACAAUGACCAUGGUGAUUUUAUUGCCACAGCUAUCAAAAUCCCCAUCCUCCAUAAUUAUGGUGCCUUAUAUCUCCAUUCUAUUAGAGUAUGUACUCAGGGUCCUGUUUCCUCAAAACGAUCAUAGCUCUGAGACGAUUGUUUAACAGACUAAUGAUAGUCAAAGUGCUAGGAUUGUUUCAUGAAAUAGGGCCCUGGAAAUAUUCUUCACCAUACCAUGUUUUGUUACAGUUUUGAAUGGCACAACACUGAAAUAUUUACAUCAAAUCAGAUCACAGUUAAUAAAGCAGUGGUAUCGCCAGUAAUAAAAUCAACUUAAAUAC
Messenger RNA from Haliotis rubra (blacklip abalone), 1186 nucleotides. RefSeq names its product peroxisomal membrane protein 11B-like. The transcript is spliced from 3 exons. Gene Ontology annotation, cellular component: peroxisomal membrane. The record is from RefSeq and is a predicted model, not a curated record. Bases 94 to 852 code for a protein of 252 amino acids. Gene Ontology annotation, biological process: regulation of peroxisome size; peroxisome fission. NCBI's taxonomy places the organism in Eukaryota, Metazoa, Mollusca, Gastropoda, Lepetellida, Haliotidae.